AAAACCUUGAAAGUGGAGGCAUUCAAUACACACCGAGGGCUCUUUGCUUAGACUUGAAUUCCAGAAAACAACAUGGCUAUGUUGGUAUCAAAGAGAUUGCUCUUGGCGCUCCUAGUCUGCUGUGGCACCAAUGCGUUGUCUUCAGCGUUUGCCUUCAGCAGCCUCAAGACGUUGGCAGCAUUGGAGCGUCCGGAUCGCGUUGUGCCAUCUAUCUCAGGUCGCACCCUAUUCAUGGCGGGGAAUAGAGAUGCAGGUACACCUGAACAGUUGGAUAUCCGACCGUGGCAGGUGGUGGCCUUUUGUGCGGGAACCGCUGCAAUGAUCCCCAUCAAGUCCCAGAGAGCGGUCUCGGCCAUAUGCUACCCCCGUUGGUUUUCCUAUCUGCUUGUAAUCUUGUUUCAUGCAUUGAAAUGGCAGAAACUCUGCAAAUUGGCCUCCAAGGCAUUUCAUGUUUCCAUGUUCGCAAUGCUCACCAUACCCACAAGUUGGCUCCUCACUCUGCCUUACAGAGCCAUAGUGCUCAGAGACCCGGCUGCCAUUGAACAUGGCGUCGUCGUUUUGGUUGCAGCAUUGCUUUGCUUCAUCGUCAUGAGAACCAAGAACAUGCCGGAAUGGUUCGAUCCAUUGAUUGAGAUCGUGACAGCCUUGGCCUCGUUGUUUUCGUAGCUACUUCAAAAGUGAUUUGGAGGAAGUUGACGCGUUCGGCUGCAGACAACGUUCAUCAAAAGUGGUUUGCAGCUUACCUCGCUAGCUAUUGGGAACCCAAGCCCACUGCAGAUUCGUGGUUUGUUUGAUGGAGCAGGCCUCAGGAUGCAGCUAGUCUAAAUGUAAUGAACGAUUCAAUCUACCGGUACUAGCGAGACUACCGGUGCC
Messenger RNA from Seminavis robusta, 873 nucleotides. The record is from the annotation of a GenBank genome assembly. Lineage: Eukaryota; Bacillariophyta; Bacillariophyceae; Naviculales; Naviculaceae.